Fundulus heteroclitus (mummichog) is the source of this 777-nucleotide messenger RNA. RefSeq names its product IL-6 subfamily cytokine M17 (gene m17). The transcript has 3 exons. The coding region runs from base 24 to 698 and encodes 224 amino acids. Gene Ontology annotation, cellular component: extracellular region. Gene Ontology annotation, biological process: negative regulation of neuron apoptotic process; immune response; ciliary neurotrophic factor-mediated signaling pathway. Lineage: Eukaryota; Metazoa; Chordata; Actinopteri; Cyprinodontiformes; Fundulidae. The record is from RefSeq and is a predicted model, not a curated record. Gene Ontology annotation, molecular function: cytokine activity; ciliary neurotrophic factor receptor binding.
UUGACAGUGAGACACAGAGGAGAAUGAAUGGUCAUGUAAAGAGUAUGAAUUUUCAACAGCGUGCGGAAACAGCAGCGACAUUACUCUGCUUCCUGCUGCUUCUGGCAGUUGAUUCAACAAAAACCGUGGCAGCCGCCAGGAACCGUGAGUGCAGUUCUGAUCUGGAACGGACUCUCAGGCUCACCAAACUUAUCCACAGGCAAACUGGUGUUCUAAUCAAAACAUAUAAAGCUUUCCAAGGAGAAAUGGGACCGGGUGUCUGUAAGGCUACAGGGUUCGACGUCCCCGACCCAAACAUCUCUGGGCUGGAGCCCUCAGAGAGGAUGGCGAGCAUGUACACGCACCUCCAGGCCUUCUCCUCACACCUGAAGAGGGUGCAGGAGCAGCAAACGGACUUGCAACUCCCAGGGAGCAUAGUUCUGCGUAAAAUUAACGAAUCGAGAGUUCAGAACAAGAGGCUGAGCAGCAGCAUAAACAGCCUUUAUCACACAUUCUUCCCAAACCUGCCUCUACCGGAGCCGGCGGGCGGGCCCACGACACUACCUCCGCCUCAGACCGUCUUCCAGCAGAAGAUCUACGGCUGUGUGGUGCUGACGACCUACAAGGUGUUCCUGGCAAACAUGUCUAAAAACGUCAAGACCCUGAAGAGCAAAAUGUGCAGAAAGGCACCAAAAAGUACAUCGAACUCGGGGAGAUGACCAGAGACUGGCCUUUGUGGGUCAGUUUCCAGCAGCACUUUACUUACUGAGAUGAUCGUAGACUUAUAAAAAAAAAAAA